AUGCGGCCGGGGGAGCGCGUCGUCACGGGCUUCCCGGCGGACGCCGGGCAGGACGCGCUGGCGAAGCUGGAGUCCGGGUCGACGGAGGAGGAGCGGAAGGACGCCAAGGACGGCGGCGGAGCGGGAGGGCAGCAAGCGGCGGCAUCGGCCGGCGUGAUGAUGCGGCUGAUCGUCACGAUGGUGUGGCGGCGGCUGAUCCGCAACCCCAACACGUACGCCAGCGUUGUCGGCCUCACUUGGUCUCUCAUCUCGUUCCGAUUCCACGUCGCAAUGCCAGCCUUAGUGAAGAACUCCAUCAGCAUACUCUCCGAUGCAGGGCUAGGGAUGGCCAUGUUUAGCUUAGGGCUCUUCAUGGCCGUGCAGCCCAAGAUCAUCGCCUGCGGAAACAAGGUCGCGGCCGUCACCAUGGCAAUUCGCUUCCUCUUCGGCCCCGCCGUCAUGGCCGCCACGUCCGCUGCCGUCGGCCUCCGAGGCACGCUCCUGCGCGUCGCCAUUGUUCAGGCCGCUCUGCCGCAAGGAAUUGUGCCCUUUGUGUUCGCCAAGGAGUACAAUCUGCACGCCGCCGUUCUUUGCACCGGGGUCAUAUUUGGCAUGCUAAUCGCUCUUCCCAUCGCCUUGGUCUACUAUAUCAUUCUCGGACUACUGUGA
Molecule: messenger RNA, 648 nt
Organism: Miscanthus lutarioriparius
Lineage: Eukaryota; Viridiplantae; Streptophyta; Magnoliopsida; Poales; Poaceae
Source: the annotation of a GenBank genome assembly